AUGGAAUCAAAUAUUACCAGACGAGCAGGAGUUUUACUUGUAAUUUGCACCGUUUUAAUUUUUCUAAAUGGCUCCAGAGGAGAAAUCCAACCCAAACCGACCGCUGGUAUCACCAUUGUGCCCCCGGUUAAACCUGAUGAUAACCCACAGGCCUUUCCAGACGCGGAACAGCCAAAUAUGCCUGUGUUUACUAUGGAUUACCCAAGAAUACAGAUACCAUUUGAGAUCACUCUUUGGGUGUUGCUGGCUUCAUUUGCAAAGAUUGGUUUCCAUGUGUACCACAAGAUCACUGUGUGGGUGCCAGAGACAUGCCUUCUGAUCAGCAUUGGUUUGAUUGUGGGAGGCAUCAUGCACUCUGUCCAUGAGGAGCCCCCUGCUGUGCUCUCCAGCAAUGUCUUCUUCCUCUACAUGCUUCCCCCUAUUGUCCUUGACUCAGGCUACUUCAUGCCCACCAGACCUUUCUUUGAGAACAUCGGCACGGUGCUAUGGUUUGCAGUAGUGGGGACUCUGUGGAACAGCAUCGGCAUCGGCAUGUCUCUGUUUGCCAUCUGCCAGAUUGAGGUGUUUGGUGUGCAGGAUAUCAACCUCCAGGAGAACCUGCUGUUUGCCACCAUCAUCUCGGCUGUGGACCCUGUGGCUGUGCUGAGCGUGUUCGAGGAUGUGUCUGUCAACGAGCAGCUCUACAUCGUGGUGUUCGGGGAAUGCCUCUUCAAUGAUGCUGUCACUGUGGUGCUGUACAACAUGUUCAAUUUCGUGGCAGAUAUGCCGGAGGUGGCGCCAGUGGACGUGUUCCUGGGGGUGGCACGUUUUUUUGUGGUCGGGCUCGGUGGGAUGGGCUUCGGCAUUCUGUUUGGCUUUGUGGCCGCCUUCACCACAAGAUUCACCUCCAAAGUUCGAGAAAUCGAGCCGCUCUUCAUAUUCAUGUACAGCUACCUGGCCUAUCUGGUGGCUGAGCUCUUCGCCAUCUCGUCCAUCAUGGCCAUUGUGACCUGUGCCCUCACCAUGAAGUACUAUGUGGAGGAAAACGUUUCCCAGCGUUCCUGCACCACCAUCCGCCAUGUGGUCAAGAUGCUUGGCUCCAUCUCUGAGACCCUCAUCUUCUUCUUCUUGGGGGUCGUCACCAUAACAACAGAACACGAGUGGAACUGGGGUUACAUCCUGUUCACGCUGCUGUUCGCCUUCGUAUGGAGAGGCCUGGGUGUCUUGGUUCUGACUCAAAUCAUUAACCCUUUCCGCACCAUCCCAUUUAACAUGAAAGAUCAGUUUGGUUUGGCAUACGGUGGUCUGCGAGGUGCAAUUUCAUUUGCCUUGGCCUUCACUCUUCCUGAUAACAUUGCCCGCAAGCAGCUCUUUGUCACUGCCACCAUUGCUAUUAUCCUCUUCACUGUCUUUCUUCAGGGCAUCAGUAUUCGACCUCUAAUUAACUACAUCAAUGUCCGCAGAACAAACCGCAAUCUCGACACAAUCAAUGUAGAAGUCCACUGCAGGCUCAUGGAGCAUACCAUAGCUGGUAUUGAGGACCUCUGUGGGCAAUGGAGCCACUUUUACUGGAAGGACAAGUUUAUGAAGUUCAACAAUCGAAUUCUGCGUAAGAUCCUAAUCCGGGACAGCCGAGCUGAGUCUAGUAUCGUGGCACUAUACAAAAAGCUAGAGCUGCAGAACGCCAUGGAGAUCCUGGACACGGUGGCCGGAGACAUUAGCGCUGCCCCGUCCGUCGUCUCUCUGUAUGAGGAAAAGAAAGGCUCUGCUAAACCUAAGAAGAAGUUCUUGGCUGGGGACCUGAAGAACAUGCAUGACAUCUUGUCCAAGAACAUGUACAAGAUCAGGCAACGGACGGUGGAAUACACACAUAAGCAUGCCCUGCCCAACGACCGCCACAGCAAAGAGAUACUGAUCAGACGCCAUGCCAGCAUCCGUCGCAGUCUCCGACCUGGCAGCUUUCAGUCAACGAUGGUGCCUAAAUCUCAUAAGUACUUCUCUCUUCCUGCUGGGAAGAGUCUGGACUCAAAAUUUCCUCCUGAGAGGCUGAGCUAUACAGAUGAUCAGGAAACUAUAUCAGAGGUGGCCUAUCCCACACGACGCUCUCGGUUCGGUCCCGCACGCUCUUCCUCCAGAGCCAUGAUGCCUCUACGCAGGCUGGACACCCUAAAAGAAGCACCCUCUGUUGACGUCCUGGGGGGGGUUGAAAGAGGCGCGACGGGGCGUGGCAUGUCCAGAUUAAACUCCUCCUCCAGUGACUCCCGCGUGCCCGUUCCUCGCCGCCAGUUUAACCCCUCCGUUGUUAAUGACAACGGCUCCUCAGAUAACUUAACAAACAGGGACCAUGAAGCAGAAGACGUGGAGCAGCAGGCUUCAUCUCCACCUCCAGCUUGGGCUGUUGAACCCAGAGACAAUGAGACACAAAACCCUCUGCUCAGAAGGCCUCAGUGGAACCCUAAAAAGAUGUAA
Molecule: messenger RNA, 2448 nt
Organism: Scomber scombrus (Atlantic mackerel)
Lineage: Eukaryota; Metazoa; Chordata; Actinopteri; Scombriformes; Scombridae
Gene: slc9a2
Product: solute carrier family 9 member 2
Exons: 13
Coding region: 1-2448 (815 amino acids)
Biological process (GO): regulation of pH; proton transmembrane transport; sodium ion transport
Cellular component (GO): membrane
Molecular function (GO): sodium:proton antiporter activity
Source: RefSeq, a predicted model, not a curated record